AUGGCGUUUCUCCAGUGGAGACGCUUUAACUUCUUUGACAAGGAAUUGGUGAAAGAUGAAUUAGGUCAACCAUUUGACAAAUUGAAGGAUAUAAAUAUUGAAGUAUGCGUGAGUGGGCGUGGUCAAAUUACCAUCGGAGAUAUCGAUGGUACCAUCUAUUUCUUAUCAAGAAACUUAGAACUGUUGGCAUUCAAGGCUUAUGAACUUAGAGUAACGCAACUUUACCAGCUGAAACAACAUAAUAUAUUAGUGUCUAUUGGGGAAGAUGAACAGGGAAUCAAUCCACUCAUCAAAGUAUGGAACUUAGAAAAGAUGGAUAAAAUGGGCAAUCCAACAUGCUCCAGAAUAAGCCGUGCUAUACCUAGUAAUAAUAAACCUACACCCGUAUCAACGUUGUGUGUGAGUGAGACGCUGAACAUGAUGGCUAUUGGUUUCACAGAUGGUACUGUUACUCUUAUAAAAGGAGACGUCCUUCGAGAUAGGCAUACAAAGUUACGGACUAUUCACCAAGACAAAUCUCGCAUUACAGGAUUAGCUUUCAAACAUUCACACAAGUAUUCCAUUCUAUUUAUUGCAUCUGAAACCAAUGUUUUAUCCGUCAAUAUUACUGCCAAGGACAGAAAGCAUCUCGAUAGUUGCGGUAGUUCUCUUCAUUGUAGUGUACUUAGUGAUAGCACACAAGACUAUCAAUUUGUGAUGGGUCGCAGUGAUGCAGUUUAUUUUUACCAGUCUGAUGGACGAGGUCCUUGUCUUGCGUUUGAAGGUGACAAAUUACUAUUAAAAUGGUACAGAGGUUAUCUAGUAGUUGUCAGCAAGGAAAAUAAAACAAUACCAAGGCCUGCAGCAGGAGGUGCAACUACCCGUCAUAUGAAUGUGGUUACUGUAUAUGAUAUACAGAACAAAUUUAUUGCGUACUCUUCACCAAUGCCCGAGGUGCUUGACGUACUGUGUGAAUGGGGAUCGUUGUACGUACUAGCUGGAGACCACAAGUUAUAUCACUUACAAGAGAAGGACACACAAACCAAACUAGAGAUGUUAUUUAAGAAGAACUUGUAUGUGAUGGCUAUCAAUCUUGCGAAAAGUCAGCAUUAUGAUUUGGACGGUUUAAUAGAUAUAUUUACACAAUAUGGUGAUCAUUUAUAUAGCAAAGGAGAUCAUGAUGGCGCUAUAUCUCAGUAUAUCAGAACUAUCGGUAGAUUGGAACCAUCUUAUGUUAUUAGAAAGUUUUUAGAUGCACAAAGGAUUCAUAACUUAACUGCGUAUCUACAAGAGUUGCAUAAACAAUCGUUAGCUAACGAAGACCACACGACAUUGCUGUUAAACUGUUAUACUAAGUUAAAAGACAAUUCAAAAUUAGAUGAAUUUAUCAUGACAAAAGACAAAGAAGUAGAUUUUGAUGUAGAAACGGCAAUCAAGGUUUGUCGACAAGCUAGUUACUACGCACAUGCACUAUUUUUAGCCGAGAAGCACGGCCAACAUGACUGGUAUCUUAAAAUCCAGCUUGAAGAUAUAAAAGAUUACACAAAGGCAUUAAACUACAUUGGGAAACUUGAAUUUGAAGAGGCAGAGAGUAAUUUGAAGAAAUAUGGUAAAAUUUUAAUGAAUGAAGUUCCACAUGAUACAACAGAAUUACUUAAACUACUCUGUACCGACUACAGACCUAGUGAUAAACCCCUUGUAGAUCCAGCAUCAAUGGAUGGUAGCCUACCGCCAAGGAUCAACAAAGCCCAUGCUGAAGAGUUCAUUCAUAUAUUCGUGAAUAAUUCCAGCAGAUUGACUGAAUUCUUAGAACAUAUGGUCAAGGUGCAACCAAGUUGUUCAUCACUGAUCUAUAAUACACUCUUAGAGUUACAUUUACAUGAUGUAGUGCAUGAAAAGGAAAUCCAGAAAAGAGUUGACAUCGAAAGAAAAACAUUAGAUUUAUUACAAAACACUGAGGCUCAGUAUGAUAUAGACCAGGCUUUAGUUCUAUGUCAGAUGCAUAAUUUCAAAGCGGGUAUGCUCUAUCUUUAUGAAAAAGCAAAACUAUAUCAACAAAUUCUUCGUUAUCACAUGGAACAUGAUGAGCACAUCCAUAUCAUCGAUUGUUGUAAAAGAUUUGGACAACAAGAUCCGAGUUUGUGGGUGCAGGCUUUGUCUUACUUUGCUGGUAAAGAGGAGGACUGUAAACCUCAAAUCAUGGAGGUUUUAUCACAUAUUGAUAAAAAGAAUCUCUUGCCACCGCUACUGGUGAUACAAACAUUGGCACACAAUUCAACUGCUACUCUGUCUGUGGUUAAAGACUAUAUAGUUCGUCGUCUACAGCUGGAGAACGACCAGAUUGCUGAAGAUGAACGGCUUAUUAAACAAUAUAAAGAUGAAACUCAGAAGAUGAGGAGCCAAAUAGAAGAAUUGAAAUCAAGUGCAAAGAUUUUUCAAGUGUCUAAAUGCAGUGUUUGUAAUCACCCAUUAGAAUUGCCUUCUGUGCAUUUCUUGUGUCAACAUUCCUACCAUCAACAUUGUUUUGAAGGUUACGCUGAGAGUGAAUCAGAGUGUCCGGCUUGCAUGUCUGAAAAUAGGAAGGUCUUGGAUAUCAUCCGCGCACAGGAACACAGCAAGGACUUACAUGAACAGUUUCAUCACCAGCUGGAUAGAGCAACUGAUGGCUUCUCUGUUGUAGCCGACUAUUUUGGAAGAGGUGUUUUCAACAAGGUGACUCUUUUGACUGACUCAAUGCCAGUGAAGAAGAAACCUGCUCCAACGAGAGUUGUAAUCGACCCCACCCUUCAACGUGAUCAGCUGAUGGGACAUAAACAAAGCCAACCAAUCAAUCCAUUCCCAGCCGUCAGAAGAACUGAUAACGUUUCUCCGUUUGAGAGUAGUCGCAAUCAGACAGAACCUCUAACAUCUCUUGAUGGGAUUAGGCAUUCUAAAUCCAAAGAUCCUGUCAUGUCAAUUGAAACCAGCAAGCGCUCAACUAAAUCAUCCGACCACGUGGCAUCAUCGUUUGAGAGCAGUAGACACACAGCAAAACCUACAGAGCAUGUUGCUGCAUUUGAUAGUAGCAAGCGAGCUGCCAAGCCGCAACCUGUGCCACAUCACACACCACCUAGCAGCCGCAUAGCUCCUGCUGCCCGCACACCGCCUGUCAGCCGCACACCACCUACAAAUAGGGGUAAAGCUCUUGUCCAACCUAGCGAGAAACCGAAACUAUUUGAAAAUCGUCAAGCGACAGUCAGUAAUAGAGUUGCUCCUAAGCCAACACCGCAACGAACUCCUGAUCACCUUAAUCCAUUCUUAACUGGAGAACCAACUAAUCCAUUUGAGGAAAGCAAAAACCCAUUUGAACAAGAAAGUAAUAAUCCAUUUGAGGAAGAUGAGAAACAGCUAGAUCCAAGUAAUCCCUUUUAUAGUCCCUGAGAUACACUUCCAUCCAGAUUAUUGAUUAUAUUAUAUUCUAGCUCAUUUGAUUGUUUUUUUUUAAACGAAUAUAGAUUUUUAUGUCAGUAGGUCAGAAGCAAAACUGAUCACACGUAUUUGUGAGGUUCGAAUUCUACCCACAGAAAAUCUGGAUCUGAAAACAUCUGGAGUUAUCCAUGUUAACCCAGCUCUACAAUAGACAUUUCAGAAUGAAGUAAAAAUAUCUUGAGGUGCCCAAUUUUACCCAGCUUCAUCAGUAGUCUUUUCUGGAGUUACCCAAGUGUACCCAGCUCCAAAGUAGGCAUUUCUUGAGUUACCCAAGUAUACCCAGCUUCCACAGUAGGCAUUUCUUGAGUUACCCAAGUACCGAUAUACCCAGCUCCACAGUAGGCAUUUCUUGAGUUACCCAAGUAUACCCAGCUCCACAGUAGGCAUUUCUUGAGUUACCCAACUAUACCCAGCUCCACCAGUUGAAAUAUUCACAUUAUUUUGUAAAAUUGUUAUUUUUUUUUUCAUUGUAAUAUGAAGUAUUAUUAUUCAGAUCUAAAUUAUGUCAUGAUAUUCAAGUUUCAUAUAGAAUAUCUAAUGCUAUUGUAUGAAAUAAUUUGUAUUUCUUCAUUUUAUAGUGUUCACACAGCAGAGAUGUAAAUUUAUAUUCUCAUUGUAUCUAGAAUUAUAGUAGUACAGGUAGUUUUGAAAUGUUAGAAGGAUUUCAAAAUAUUAUCCGUGCAUAUCACCAAUGUUGAUGUAGACAUUGGGAUUUGAUGUGCAGCAUAUUCAAAUAGUGUUAUUAAAUUCAAUUAAAAAAACCCACAAUAAUUACA
This is a messenger RNA of Saccoglossus kowalevskii, 4223 nucleotides long. Its product is annotated as vacuolar protein sorting-associated protein 11 homolog. The record is from RefSeq and is a predicted model, not a curated record. Lineage: Eukaryota; Metazoa; Hemichordata; Enteropneusta; Harrimaniidae. Gene Ontology annotation, biological process: intracellular protein transport; organelle fusion; vesicle-mediated transport. Gene Ontology annotation, molecular function: protein binding; protein-macromolecule adaptor activity. Gene Ontology annotation, cellular component: endosome; HOPS complex.